Molecule: messenger RNA, 2089 nt
Organism: Pseudocercospora fijiensis CIRAD86
Lineage: Eukaryota; Fungi; Ascomycota; Dothideomycetes; Mycosphaerellales; Mycosphaerellaceae
Exons: 1
Coding region: 118-1719 (533 amino acids)
Biological process (GO): zinc ion transmembrane transport; intracellular zinc ion homeostasis
Cellular component (GO): membrane
Molecular function (GO): zinc ion transmembrane transporter activity
Source: RefSeq, a predicted model, not a curated record
AAGGAGGGCAGAUAACGCGGCCUCUCCCAGCUCCAGUUCCCGCUCCAGAGCGCCGCACUGCUCUGCAAACCUCCUACCCUUCCACCCCGAUCGGCCUCUGCUUGCCGCUUGCCCACCAUGGCCCUCUCCAAAUCGACGCGCAUUAUCAUCCUGCUGGCCAUCGACAGCGCCUUCUUCCUGCUCGAGCUGAUCACCGGUUAUGCUGUACACUCGCUGGCCCUGGUGGCCGAUUCCUUCCACAUGCUCAACGAUGUCUUGUCGCUCUGCGUCGGAUUGUGGGCAGUCAAGAUGGCAAACAAGACUUCCGCCCCCAAGAUGUACACGUAUGGAUACCAGCGCGCAGAAACGCUCGGAGCAUUGGUCAACGGUGUCUUCUUGGUGGCACUGUGCGUGACCAUCUUCCUUGAUGCCAUCCAACGAUUCGUGGAACCGCAGGAGGUCAGCAACCCAAAGCUGGUCUUGAUUGUGGGAUGCCUUGGUCUGGCUUCCAAUCUCGUCGGCCUGGUGCUCUUCCAUGAUCACAGUCACAGUCAUGGCGGACACAGCCACGGUCCUUCCAAUGAAGCCAGACAUGCUGAAGAGGGUCAUGCCGGCCACGAUCAUAGUCAUGAAGAGCACGCCGGACAUGCGCACGCCCAACCAACUCCAACUAAGAGCAAGGCCAACGGCGAUGCAGAUGUCGCGCGUCAAGAUACCGCCAGCGAUUCGACUGCGGUGAACGUCAUGAGCCCAUCUUCAAAGAAGGCGCGCAGACACAGUCGAUCGACCUCGAGAGGUUUCUUGCCAGAAGAGUAUCCGGGUCCAAGCGCUUUCAGAAACUCCAUCAUCGCAGCCGGUCGCAUGGAGGCGGUGGAGUCGGACGAGGAGCCGCUGGAGACGGCGGUGCAGGGCGAAGACGUGCCAAAGAGCGACCAAUUCGAGCCAUUGCUUGGUGGAAACGGACAAAAGAUUGCAUAUGGUACAACUCAGUCCGCAUCUGCUAAGCCCAAGUCUUUCGACCACAAGGACCACAAGCACGCGCAGCCACGGGAACCAGGCAAGGGUGCCGGUCACUCACACGGCGACUUGAACAUGAAGGGCAUCUUCCUCCACGUUAUGGGCGAUGCGCUUGGCAACAUUGGUGUGAUCGCGACGGCGCUGAUCAUCUGGCUCACCAAAUUCCCGGGCCGCUUCUACUUCGAUCCUGCUAUAUCCCUGGUCAUCACCUGCAUCAUUCUCGCAUCCGCCAUUCCGCUUUGCAAGGCAGCCAGCAGAAUUCUCUUACAAGCUGUGCCGCACGGCAUCGAGGUCGACGAUAUCCGGGACGACAUCGAAGAUCUUCCAGGCAUUGACAGCUGUCACCAUCUCCACGUCUGGCAGUUGAGCGACACCAAACUGGUCGCUAGCUUGCACGUGCGUGUCACCUUCAACUUCAAGGGCGAGGGCUCGCAACGAUACAUGGAAUUGGCGUCCGACAUCCGCAAAUGUCUCCACGAAUAUGGUAUUCACUCAUCGACCAUCCAGCCAGAAUUCCACGCAGAUUCUGAGUUUGGCGAUGAUGAGCACAGCCAUGGCGGCCCAUCCGGUCACGGCUCUCCCAAGCAACAAGGCACCCCCGACAACUCAUGCCUGCUGGACUGCGGAGAUGACUGCGGUGGUGGUGGCAAGAGCUGCUGCCCACCGGCAAACAAGAAGGGCACCGACUCACAUUCCCAUGACGGGCACGAUCACUCCCAUUAAUGUAUUGUAAUAUCCAACUUCAUGACGGCGGGGAGGGAUGGGGCAAGCAUAGCGAAUGCUGCAAUUUACAGAGUAGAGGUACGGAAGGACGAUGAAUGGCGGUAGAGGCGGUAGAGGCGGUAGGGGCGGUAGAGGCGGCGAGGCUCUUUGCUUGUAAAGCUUGCGCGGCGUUGAUGGCGCGAAAAACAGUACGAGCAGGAAAGUUGCUCGGAAGUCACAAUGGGACGUCGGAAGAGAAUGCCUUAGCAUUCCCGUUCAUCAUGUAAAGUUUUCUUUGAUAUUUGUAGCCUGUCUGUUUAGAGCUGAGUGCAUCUUUUCGUGAAGUCGCCUUGCGCAAGGCAGGGGCAUACGUAUCAAGAUUCCGGACUUG